CGAAUGUAUUCUUUCUCACAUGUUUAUCCUUCACAUUUCUUAUAUAUUUUCUAGACAAGUUAGUUGUGCCUUAGCUUGGAUACGAAUCACAUCUAUUUCGACGGUCUUUCCUUCCUACAUGCUAUUUCGUUAUCUUGAGAACACAAAAUAUGUCUUUAAACAUCUCUAUUAUACGAUAUUCAAGAAGAAUUCCUCACUUGUGUAUAUCUUCGAUAAUGAAAUGCUAUUUCAAUAAAAUAUUUCACUUAUCGAUUGCACACAGACGAGAUCAUUCAUGGGGAAUUAGAUGGAUUUCUGUUGUUUUGAAUUGCCUGUUCCUGAUGAUAAAUGCGCAACAAGUCAAAGCAAACUUACCUGGACUAGAAACAUCAGGAUGGAUGGUACCGGAAGGUGACAUAAUUGUCAAAUAUGGUGACAAUCUGCAAAUUUGGUGUAAUUUAAAUGAAACGUUUGUUGAUAAAAAUUAUCCGGGUGCAAACUCCUGGAAUAUAUAUUUUACGAACAAUUAUGACAGAAUAGAGGAGAAAUUCAUAACUAGAAUCAAUAAAACAACAGCACUGUUGAACAUUGAAUCACCCCCAGCCGGAAUUUUUACAUAUGUUUGCAGUUUGGAUCUACCUAAUGGCGUAGACGUAUUUGUUUAUCUUAGUGAAGUUUUUGUUGCAUACGAACCUCAACUGCCAAGUAAUUUUACUUGUAGAUUCUAUAAUUGGGAAAGUAUAACAUGUAAAUGGAACGUAUCACAACACUAUACUCUAACGACUCAUAAAUUAUUCUAUAUAGUAGACACAGCAAGAAGACAAGAAUUUGUUCCUUGUCCUAUAGAAGAAGCAAAGGAUUAUUCUUGCACUUGGACUCAAUAUACAAAUCCGAUAUACAAUCAAACACAGGAAAACUAUACGUUUGUAAUGCAAAUUGAAAAUAUGUUUGACACGAAAUUAUUCACAUAUAAUACUAUCGAUCAUUUCGCUUUAGUUAUUCCUGCAAAACCUACGCAUCUAUCGGUGAUUAACAAAUCAUCGAAUAGUGCAAAGUUAUGCUGGCAAUCCCCCUUUUCGAUGAACAAUUUUCCUCCCGGUUUAACUCAUAAAGUUAUAUACCAGAAUCUUUGGGAAAAAGAUUGGAGGGUAGGAACAAUUUACUACAUUAACAGCGAUAUUUUCUAUCUCUAUAGAUAUAAUUCAUCGUUUAUUAUUAUUAAUAUUGAUACGGAGCCUCAUUUGCACAAGAGAUGUUCUACUCUUACCGGAUUAUACGCUAAUACCGAGUAUGAUGCAUACGUUUAUUUAAGAAGCUCUAAGGCCGUAGGAGAGGAUAUGUAUAGUGAGCCCGCUGCUAUUAUAUUCAGCACAUUACCAACGUUACCUAGCUUUCCACCGCAAACCGAUAUUGGUAGCUUCGAAAUUGUCGAAAACAAUGGAAUCAGGGACGUAUAUUUAUAUUGGCAAAUGAUACAGGAAUAUCACGAAAAUGGUAAUAAAUUUAAGUAUUGGAUUAAUCAUAUGGAAGAAAAUGAUCAUAAAAUAGUUCUCGAACCGAACGAGAUGACCAAGACGUAUGCCAAGUUUAAUGGACUCAGCUUUAACAAAUACCGAUUUAAGAUUGUCUCCCAAAAUGAAAUCGGCAUUAGUAAGAAUUAUACGGAAAUUAUUGUACCUAGUCAAGAUAAGAUGCCACGUGAACCGAUAGAAUUUACAAAAAUGGCUUUCGAAAAAGGACUGUACGAAUUAUCUUGGGUGCCGCCGAUUAGGCAUGAAACCAUCACGAAUUAUACCAUCUUUUGGUGCGAUAGCAAACGCGAUCGUCCUUAUCAGUGCACAGGUUACUUAAACUGGACACAUGUAUCCAUGAAUACUACCGUCUAUAAUAUAACUGUGCCAAAUCCGAACAAAAUAUAUCAAUUCGCAAUUUCUGCAAAUGCAAAUGAGGGCAGCAGCGGUAUGGUGUGGUCAUCUUGCACGGUGAUUCGCUCAAAAGAGCUCGGUAGAAUGAAAUUCAUAUGGAUUAAUCGUUUCGGAUUAGACUUCAUCGAGGUCGCAUGGUACUUUGACUGUUCAGAUCGUAUUGGGGUCAUCAAAGAAAUCAAAACUUACUAUUGCCCUGUUGUGUCAGUGUCAAGUAAAUUUUGCACGAAAUCCAAGCGCAAUAUUAGCGUCAAAUACCAUCCAUACAAGUCGUACGGCAUUGUCGAAAACUUAAUGCGCCAUACUACAUAUAAACUCGAACUCGCGAUGGUGACCAAGUAUGAUGAGAGUCAACCUAGUAGGGCCUUAUAUCAAACUACUUUAUGAGACGGCAUCCAGUUUUUCGUCUUAGAAUCUUUGAUUGCAAAACUGUUGGAAAACAAUAUAAAUUUAGAGCUAUUAACAUUUACAAUACUUACAACAAUAAAUAUCUAACGGGACUUUGGUCCGAAAUUGGAGAAGAUAAUUGUUUUAGUAAUGGUCAGUAUUUUAUUGAGGAUGAAGACAAAAAUUAUUAUGACU
Camponotus floridanus (Florida carpenter ant) is the source of this 2486-nucleotide messenger RNA. Its product is annotated as cytokine receptor-like. The coding region runs from base 150 to 2291 and encodes 713 amino acids. Gene Ontology annotation, molecular function: protein binding. The record is from RefSeq and is a predicted model, not a curated record. The transcript is spliced from 9 exons. Lineage: Eukaryota; Metazoa; Arthropoda; Insecta; Hymenoptera; Formicidae.